Python bivittatus (Burmese python) is the source of this 1074-nucleotide messenger RNA. The record is from RefSeq and is a predicted model, not a curated record. NCBI's taxonomy places the organism in Eukaryota, Metazoa, Chordata, Lepidosauria, Squamata, Pythonidae.
GCGCACCCUUUCUGGAGGACGGGCGGCGGCGGCGGCGGAGGCAAGAGGAUGGCAUCGGACCUGGCCCUGCACAGCGCCGACCUGCCCACUAGUCCCUUGGCCAUGGAAUAUGUUAAUGACUUCGAUCUGAUGAAGUUUGAAGUGAAAAAGGAGCCGGUGGAGACGGACCGCAUUAUCAGCCAGUGCGGCCGCUUGAUCGCUGGGGGAUCGCUCUCUUCCACCCCGAUGAGCACGCCCUGCAGCUCGGUGCCCCCGUCGCCCAGCUUCUCGGCCCCCAGCCCGGGCUCCGGCGGCAGCGACCAAAAGACCCACUUAGAAGACUACUACUGGAUGACCGGUUACCCGCAGCAGCUCAACCCGGAGGCGCUGGGGUUCAGCCCGGAAGACGCCGUGGAAGCGCUGAUCAACAACAGCCACCACCAGCUCCAGAGCGCGGCGGCCGCGGCCGGCUUCGAAGGCUAUGCUAGAGGCGACCGCUUCUCGGACGAGCAGCUGGUGACCAUGUCGGUGAGGGAACUCAACCGGCAGCUGCGGGGCGUCAGCAAGGAAGAGGUGAUCCGGCUGAAGCAGAAACGACGGACCCUGAAAAACCGGGGCUACGCGCAGUCCUGCCGCUUCAAGCGCGUCCAGCAGCGGCACGUCUUGGAAUCCGAGAAGAACCAGUUGCUCCAGCAAGUGGAACAUCUGAAGCAGGAAAUCUCCAGGCUGGUCCGGGAGAGGGACGCCUACAAGGAAAAAUACGAGAAAUUGGUCAGCAGCGGGUUCCGGGAAAACGGAUCCAGCAGCGACAACCCCUCUUCUCCAGAAUUUUUCAUGUGAGUCUUCUCUCCCACCCCCCACCCCGCGAGUCAACCCCGUCUCCGACCCGCAACCCCCUUGGCCCUGACAGCCUCUUGCCGCUCUUCAGAGCGCACGCACGCACGCACACACAAACACACACGGGCGAGCAAGCACGUGCACAAAAGUUCUCGGGCUGGAGGGGGGAGGCCAGCGAGUUGGUCGCCGUGUUAAUUAUUGUUAACUUGGGCCAACCAAAUAAUUAAUAGUUCCUAUUCCUCAUCAUCAUCAUCAUCA